CAUCUACCAGAGAAAUUAGAAAUCUUAAACUCGAAACUUGGUGUAAUUAUUGAGAUACCUGAGGAAAUUAUAUGUAGGUAGUGAAUUUACGCAGAUACUCUACGUUAGUAUAUUCGUUACAAUUAAGAUUCGUGGGUGUUUGUAGAAAUUGAGAUUUUUAUUACAUAAACAAACGUUUAAACCAUCAUCGUACAAAGAUGGCAGAUACUACAAAUUCAACAUCAAGCAAUAAUUCAGUACACAUGGAAAAAGGCUGGUUUGCUUUAAGGCAACACAUCAUUGAUAAUAAGAUUAAAGUUGGAUUAUGGUUUACAAGACUUUUUACUAUUAUAUUUACUAUUGGUUAUAUCAUUCCCAUAUUUGGCAAUUCUUAUAAUAUCUAUUAUAAGGUAUUAAUGAGUAAUGCAGCAACAAGUGCGUUACGUCUUCAUCAAAGAGUACCACAUGCUCAACUUAGUAGACAAUUUUUAGAGCAUUUAUUUGUUGAGGAUUCCUGUCAUUAUUUAUUUUAUUCAUUAAUAUUCAUCUAUGCAGCUCCUGUUACAUUGGUGUUAACACCCGUAUUUUUGUUUGCAUUGAUACAUUUUGCAAGUGAUUCUCUUACAUUACUUGAUUGUUUAGCACAAAAUAGCUGCUGGGCAGCACGUCUUUUAAUAUCUUUGGUGGAAUUUCAAGCACAAAAUAUUUUACGAGUUUGUGCAUUUGCUGAGAUAAUUAUUCUGCCAUUCACAUUACUUCUUGUAUUUACAGGUCGCGCUGGCUUAUUGACACCAUUUAUUUACUUCCAAUUUUUGAAAUUUCGUCUUGCAUCACAAAGAAAUCCAUACACUCGUAAUGUUUUCUAUGAAAUCAGAAAUGGGUUAAGUUCAGUCUCUAGGAAACCAAUGGUGCCAAUUAUAGUACGACAAAUAAUUGAAGGUCUAUUGUCACUUACACAACAAAUGGCCCCUGUUCGUCAGUAA
This is a messenger RNA of Eufriesea mexicana, 962 nucleotides long. RefSeq names its product transmembrane protein 33-containing Krueppel homolog 2 (gene Kr-h2). Gene Ontology annotation, biological process: membrane organization; endoplasmic reticulum tubular network organization. Lineage: Eukaryota; Metazoa; Arthropoda; Insecta; Hymenoptera; Apidae. The coding region runs from base 198 to 962 and encodes 254 amino acids. Gene Ontology annotation, cellular component: endoplasmic reticulum; membrane. The transcript has 6 exons. The record is from RefSeq and is a predicted model, not a curated record.